UUCAAGAAUUCACCAUGGUUGACAAAAUGUACAUCAGUUACAACAACGUCCACAAGCUCUGCAAGGCAGGUGCUGAGGAGUUUUUGAAACAGGUCGGGAAGCCGGAUGUGAUCAUCGCCAUUGGUGGCGGUGGAUUUAUCCCUGCUAGAAUUAUCAGAACUUUCCUGAGAAGUCCUGGAGAAAAAAACAUUCCUAUCCAAGCCAUUGGGCUAUCGUUGUAUGAGGACAUGGGAACUGGAACUGACGACAAAAUUGGUAAAGAAGUGAUCAGAACCCAGUGGCUCGACUUUGGUGCUCUGUCGCAGCAUUUUGACUCUCUGAUUGGAAAGAAUAUCCUGAUUGUGGACGAAGUUGACGAUACCAGAACUACUCUGCACUAUGCUGUUUCUGAGCUGUAUAAGGACGUCAAAGAAAUCGCUGAAAAACUGGGCCGCACCUCUGAAAAAACCAGAUUCUCUAUUUUCGUGCUACACAACAAACUGAAGGAGAAGAGAGCCCAAAUCGACGAGGACAAGAUGGGCGGCGGAAAGUAUUUUGUCGGAAAGGACGUGCCAGACGUCUGGAUCGCGUAUCCGUGGGAAUCGGCCGACAUUGAUACCCAUACCCAGCAUGCUGUUGAGCAAGGAAACAUUUAAUAGAGAGAUACAUUCUUUUAAUUAUUGGCAGC
This is a messenger RNA of Ogataea polymorpha, 667 nucleotides long. RefSeq lists its product as uncharacterized. The transcript has a single exon. Gene Ontology annotation, biological process: XMP salvage; GMP salvage; IMP salvage. The record is from RefSeq and is a predicted model, not a curated record. NCBI's taxonomy places the organism in Eukaryota, Fungi, Ascomycota, Pichiomycetes, Pichiales, Pichiaceae. The coding region runs from base 15 to 635 and encodes 206 amino acids. Gene Ontology annotation, molecular function: hypoxanthine phosphoribosyltransferase activity. Gene Ontology annotation, cellular component: cytoplasm.